Molecule: messenger RNA, 4928 nt
Organism: Lethenteron reissneri (Far Eastern brook lamprey)
Lineage: Eukaryota; Metazoa; Chordata; Hyperoartia; Petromyzontiformes; Petromyzontidae
Gene: QTRT2
Product: queuine tRNA-ribosyltransferase accessory subunit 2
Source: RefSeq, a predicted model, not a curated record
GGUCUCUGUGUGUCUGGGACUCUGUGUCUGCGUGUCUGGGUCUCUGCGUGUCUGGGUCUCUAUAUGUUUGUGUGUGUGUGUCUGUCUAUCUGCGGUGGUGCAGUGGUUCGCGCUGCACUGCCCUACGAACCUGGCAAACAGAUUUCCAUUGCCGCUCACGACCAAUAAUAGCGACAGCAAAUAUCUGAACUAUUCCUCGACAGACUUCCUCUUAGAUCGACUCAGCCUUAAGGUGGCGUCAGUGGCGAUGGCGAUGCGGAUGAAGUUGUCGAGCGUGGUGGCGGGUUGCCGCGUGGGCGAGCUCUUCUGGGGAGAGAAGUGCUUGGAGCUCCCCGCGUGCCUCCUGUACACACGCGGCGGCACGGCGCCCAACCUGACGCACGACAACCUGGAGCUGGUGGAGCCGGCACCGAUCGUGGCCCAGGUCCCCCUCGCCUCACUGGCGGAGCAGCAGGAGGUGCUGGAGGAAUACGGGGAGGGGUUCGCAAAGUUCAUCGGUCUGCCGGACAUGCUGCUGCUGUGCACGCAGUACGACCCGGCAACCCCCACUCCACAGGGGUUCACCACCAGCAAGACCGUGUCCGUCUGGGGCAGCGGGGGCCGCAUGGAGCUCUCCCCAUCGCGCUACGUGGAGCUGCAGCGAGCGGUGCGGCCCGCGUGCUACCAGGCCCCGGCAGCUGAUGACGAAGGCCCCACGGCGUCGAGUAAGCGUGAGCGGCGCGGCGUGGAUCGAACGCUCGCCUUCCUGGACGCGUGCCUGCUCGCUCACCACACUCACCCGGAGCUGAGCAGCGUGGGCGUGCUGGGCACGGUGCAGGGCGGUGCGCUGCUGGCUGAGCGCGUGCGUUCGGCGCGCUUCACCGCCGCCCGCGCCGUCGAUGGCUUCCUGGUGUCGGGACUCAGCCAGCGGCAGUGCGGGGAAGGUCGGCCCGGCACCGCCACGCGGAGCCGCAUCCUGCGUGCCGUCAUCGCCGAACUGCCGCCAGACAAGCCGCGCAUGGUGUGUGGCGUGGGACGUCCGGACCGAGUGCUCCGUUGUGCCGCACUCGGCGUGGACCUCUUUGAGGGCCACUUCCCCUUCCUGGUGACGGAGCGCGGUGGCGCUCUCCACUUCUCCUACGACUGGGAGACGGGGGCAGCGCUUGGGGACGUUGCGGGCGACGAGGGCGACGACGCCGGGGGGAGCGCGAUCCCCGAGGUGACGCAGGAGGAGCAGGAGGAGGAUGAGGAGGAGGAUGAAGAGGAGGAGGACGAUGUCCGCAUCCCCACGCGAUUCGAGAUGAACCUGCGUGAAGAGAGGUUCCGUGGCGACCUGAGCCCACUGCUGCCCGGCUGCCCCUGCUACACGUGCGCCCACCACUCGCGCGCCUACCUGCACCACCUGCUGGCCACCAGGGAGCUGCUGGCCGGGGUGCUGCUCUCCAUCCACAACGUGACGCGCUACCACGGAUUCUUCGCGGCCCUCAGGGGGGCUCUGCGACGGGGGCCCCCCGCUCUCGCACGCCUCCGGGCGGCGGUCCUCGCCGCCGCCCCUCCCCCCCCUCUCUCCUCCUCCCCCGGAGCCCCCCCUCCCUUUCCCCCGUGCCCCCCGCCACCUCUCACGGUUGACUCACCGCUGCCUCCGCUCGCGACGGGGGUGGAGGGGGGGCGAUAAGGGUAGGGGGGGUAGGCGGUUGGGAGUGGGGUUAGAGGCCUGCGUGGGGUGAAAGAGCGCCGCGGUGGCUAGGGAGAUGUUGACUACCUCGUCCGGUAUGCGGGAGGUGGUUACGAGUGUCAGAGUGAGUGGAUGGGUGAGAGUGGGUGAGCGAGUGUGAGAGUGUGUACGAGUGUGAGAGUGUGUACGAGUGUGAGAGUGAGUGGAUGGGUGAGUGUGAGAGUGGGUGAGAGUGGGUGAGUGUGAGUGUGUGUACGAGUGUGAGAGUGGGUGGGUGAGUUUGAGAGUGUGUACGAGUGUGAGAGUGAGUGGAUGGGUGAGUGUGAUAGUGGGUGAGGGUGAGAGUGGGUGAGUGUGUGUACGAGUGUGAGAGUGAGUGGAUGGGUGAGUGUGAGAGUGUGUACGAGUGUGAGAGUGGGUGGGUGAGUGUGAGAGUGCAUUCUCAGGACGUGCUGAAAAUGUUCUUAAAUAGACGAACACAAUCCUCACUUCCUCCAAUACUAGCCAUGACUAUACCUUCAAAUCACCUCCAGCCAUGGUCAGAAUCCCCAAAACGUUAUCCAUUUUUUUGUCCAAUAACAAUCACCCAGUCCCAAACCUGUUAUGCACCUUCUCACCGCGUGCUCUAGCCAGCAGACAGUGGUGAUGAAUAUUCUACUUUCCAUUGGGAAAAGGCCAGUAUUUACAUCGCGAUAUUUUCAAUCACUCAUCCGCAUAAGCAGCCGUCAUCAAUCAUACAGUGAGGUCUGAAAAACUAUAACCAUUCAAGUAUCUACUUCCACUUCCGUAGUUAUUAUCCCUCCUGUCGUAACGCCCACCAAUCCCUCAUGCCAUGACGUCACAAUGUGGCAACUCACGUGAUCUAUUGUAGUCAUGCCAAAUCCUUUGGCCACGCCCCACCAGCACCUCAGGAUAUGACGUCCCCAUUUCGGUGUUACAACCGGAAAUAGUGACGUCACUGAUGAGUUAUAAAUAGCGACGACACUAUCCACUCGUAUUCUCAUUUCUCAAACUAACUAACACAUCCACCCACGCUGAACAGCUCACUUACACACUCACCAUGGCUCUAGCGAUUAAGGAAUCUUGUUUGGACAUGAACCGCUGCACGGGGCGGGCGCUGUCCCACUACAGUGGAAUAUCUCCCAGUGCAGCAGUAAGGCUGAUCAAGGCGCGACGGGAGCGUGGCGGCUUCAAUCACGUCUCAGACCUGUAUUGGGUGAGCGAAGUGCCACGCCGUGACAUGGCCAAGCUUCGCCGCCUACUCUCUGCUCGGCGCUGUUGCAACCAUGCAGUGUGCAUCCAGAAAAGGGCAGUGGCGCUGAUACGUCACACAGAGGAGGAACGCUUGGUGAAUGGUGAUCAGCUACAGCGGCAUGUGGCGAAGGUCAAACCUGAUCUGCACUGGCGCGCCCCCAGAGAUGAAAACAACCCUGUCGUCCACGUCCAACACUACAUUUCUAAAUAUCAUCUUCACCAACAGCAUAACAACCACCAUCACGACCUGCGCAUGAGCUAUGGCCGUGUCACGCUACGCCAAAAGGAUGGUAACAUAAGCAACACUUUCAGGUCUAACUACAACAGGACCACAAUCAACUGCCCUGCAGUGCAAGCUCUGACGGGGACUGGACCAUUUCAGGGCACCAGCAAACGCUGCAGCAUCAGCUUUUAAGUGCACACCUUGCGUGAAAACUACAAUACACUAUACGUACGAGACACACACUACAAGACACACCAUACAUACACGUUCUAACAUUUCCUUCAGAGUAUUGCUUAUGCAACGUAUAACUGUCAUCAGCAUGUCUGAGAAAAUUAUUGUUUUUAUCCAUUUACACUGUGUAUCUUGGUUUCUAAAAUAAAUGUUUAACAAUAUUUAUUAUACAAUAUUUAUUCAAAUAUACAAUAUUUAUUCAAAUAUUGUAUUUUUAAUUAUUGUAAAAGCAUUUUACCUUGUCUGACUAACGUAACAUCGUAUUUUAGGACACAGCGAGUGAGAGGGGGAAAUCGAGAAAAUAUUUAGAAAAAGAGAUUGAGAUUCAUAGAGGUAGACAUAGAUAUGUGAUAUACUGCCAUUGGUACAUGAGGCAUGAACAAAGUGAAUACCCGGUCAGAUAUCUUCAAUCAUCAACCACUUCAGACAAUAAUAUCAUGUUACAAUGCGGAUUUGCUUCAACUUAUCAAACUAUUAUAAUCCACACAGCCAAAGCGAAACAACUGGCAAAUAUUAACAAUACCAAAUCUUGAACGCUCAUGGGUAUGACCUCCCCGUCCUACGGUGGGACAUGCUUCACCUAAAGUUUUCAGGGACAUGGCACACUUUCCAUUGCGUAAAGCAUUCUCAGGACGUGAUGAAAAUGUUCUUAAAAAAACGAACACAUCCACCAAAGUAGCCAUGACUAUACCUUCAAAUCACCACUAGCCAUUGUAAGACUCCCACAAAACGUUAUCCAUUUUUAUUGUCCAAUAACAAUCACCCAGUCCCAAACCUGGUAUGCACCUUUUCACCGCGUACAGGAGCCAGCAGGCAGCGGUGAUGAAUAUUCUAUAUUCCAUUGGUAAAGGCCAGUCUUUACAUCGCGAUGUAUUCAACCAGCUUUGCUACCCGGCUUUGCCCGGGACUUGGAUUCUUGUCUUGGAUUAAUUUAAUAUUCCCUUAUACUUCACUAAAAAGACAGAUGCGUCACUGAAUAACACUGUAUGGGUAUUGUGCGUAAUGCAUCACGUGGUAAUACCCUGGGAGUAUUAUGAGUAAUGCGUCACGUGGUAACACUGUGGGGUAUUGUGAGUAAUGUAUCACGUGGUAACACCCUGGGAGUAUUAUGAGUAAUGCGUCACGUGGUAACACUGUGGGGGUAUUGUGAGUAAUGUAUAACGUGAUAACACCGUGGGGAUAUUGUGAGUAAUGCGUCACGUGGUAACACCGUGAGGGUAUUGUGAGUAAUGCAUGACGUGGUAAUAGCCUGGGAGUAAUAUGAGUAAUGCGUCACGUGGUAUCACCCUGGGAGUAAUAUGAGUAAUGCGUCACGUGGUAACACCGGGGGGUAUUGUGAGUAAUGCAUCACGUGGUAACACUGGGGGUAUUGUGAGUAAUUUAUCACGUGAUAACUCGGGAAGGGAAUAACGUAGCUGAAAAAUAGUCGCGUUUACUUAGAAAUUCCAGACAGCAUAAGAUGUUCAAAUUUCAUGACGCUAGAGCUCAACGUUCGAGAGUUUUCGCUGCUUCACACAAACAAACAGAUGUAUUCUCUGCUUUAUAAUUAAGAUUUACACAAACUUA